AUGGCAAAAGCAACUGCAUCCUCACGACUUGAAGGCAACGACCGCUGCGAAGUGGUCCAAGAGGAGCUCAAGCGGCUCUUCGGGUCGGCACCCCUCUCGGACAAGAAGGAACCCAAGGCCCGACCAGAAGUCAGAGGUGGCCAGGGCAGCGUCCAAGCCUCUGCAUCCUCCAAGCCGAGUCGUCCACCGCGGCCGCCCCCUUUAACGGAUGUGGUAGAAGCCAGCAGGAAAGUCAAAUCAGAAAGAUUCCAGCUUUCAAAGCCACCGCCUGCCGUGCCAUCGACACUGAUCCUCUCACAAGAGGAGCGACGGAAAGCGAUGGCGGAGUCGCAGCGGCGACGCAGCGGAACAAAGACUUGGAGCCAGGAGGAGGAGAACCGCGAGCUUCGCCAACAGCUUCGCAAGCUGACUUCGAACGAGGUGUCUCGCCCCCACUUCGAAAGCGCCGCGGCAGAGAACCACUGGCUUCGCCGAGAGGUGACCUCGAAGCUCCUCCAGGCCUGGCUCUCGGCAGAGGGCACCAGCAGUGCAUCCACGAGGGCUCCCACCCCGGCGAACUCGACCCCGGGUUCGGCUGGGUCCUCGCAUCCAGAGGCGAAGCAGAUCCGGUCUCAGGUUUCCUCGGAGACAGGUUCCGUGGCUUGCUGA
Symbiodinium natans is the source of this 648-nucleotide messenger RNA. The record is from the annotation of a GenBank genome assembly. Lineage: Eukaryota; Dinophyceae; Suessiales; Symbiodiniaceae.